Messenger RNA from Rhizophagus irregularis DAOM 181602=DAOM 197198, 1638 nucleotides. RefSeq lists its product as uncharacterized. Gene Ontology annotation, biological process: regulation of transcription by RNA polymerase II. The record is from RefSeq and is a predicted model, not a curated record. Lineage: Eukaryota; Fungi; Glomeromycota; Glomeromycetes; Glomerales; Glomeraceae. Gene Ontology annotation, cellular component: nucleus. Gene Ontology annotation, molecular function: RNA polymerase II cis-regulatory region sequence-specific DNA binding; DNA-binding transcription activator activity, RNA polymerase II-specific.
AUGUUACCAGUAUCACCGCAUAUGCAUUCAAAUUACGGUGGUUUUAACCCACAUUUCGGACCGACAGGAGGAUAUCCUCCCCAUGCUAUCAGAUAUCAUCCAGAUGCUUAUUCUCCGACAACAUAUCCGGCGUCACCGUCUAAUACUGCCUAUAAGUCUCAUGAUUCACAUCAACCUCCUCAGUUAAUGAGUCAACAUGGUCAAUUAAUGCCAACAACUUCACUUCCACCCGUGAGUCCUGUUUCUGGAUCAUCAACACAACCAGAUCUUAGUCCAGUUAAUUCCCCACUUGGUAACAACGGUGGCAACGGAUAUCAUAUGACACAUCAUAUUCAACAUCAAACUAAUACCACCCCAAGUACUACUUAUCAUAAUCCUGAACAAGCCCAACAAGCCCAACAGUCUCAACAGUCUCAGCAAUCUCCAAAUCAAGAAGCGUCAAAUUAUAGUAGUACUGUUACUCCUGUUAGUAUGCCCUCGCCGCCUGAGAGUAUUCCUCCUCAUCAAUCAUCAAAUUUGCGAUUUGAAAUACUUCUCGAAUCUCCUACUGCUUCUGCUCAACGCAUUGACGAAACUCCUAUAACAUACCUUAACAAAGGUCAAUAUUAUGCAAUUGGAUUGCAAGAUCAUGAUAAGUACGACGCCGAAUUUACGACAGUUAUCAAAGUAAUGUUUCAUGAUGAUGCUCAUCGUAAAAUGGCUUCCACUUAUUGGGGGUUCUGGUUAACACAACAAGCAUCACCUAAAAAUGCCAGAGCUGUUGAUAUUGAUAAAGCUGCAUCAACUGGGAUCAGCAAUUUGGAAACAAAAAUUUUUGAUCGUGUACAGUUCCAAUGGAAUGGCAAGAAAGGUGCAAAAAUUUUUGUACGUUUCAAUUGCCUAUCAACAGACUUUUCUCGAAUAAAAGGGGUUAAAGGUAUUCCACUAAGAAUUCAUGUCGAGACAAAGUGUGAUAGCGGUGCAAUCUGUACAUCUCUUGAAAAAUCCUUUGCUAAGAUCAAAUUAUUCAGGGACAAAGGUGCCGAACGUAAAAAUAAAGAUGAUCAAAAACAUUUAGAAAAAAUGUGCGAGAAGAUGAGAGCUAAAUCACAAGAAACAACGCCAAUGAUAAUGAUGUAUGCUCCACCAAAUCCUGUGACUGUAUUUAAUGAAUGCACGAGAAAUAAUAACGUGUCGGAUGAUGAAGAAAUUUUAAAUCUCUCGGAGACUUUAAAUAAUCUUGAUCCAGAUGUAGAGGGAAGUGAGCUAAUGACUCUUCAGUUGGGCAAACGAAAGAGAUUUUCAAUGGGAUCCGAUCUUUUGGAACCUUUAGAUUGCGAUCCCACUUAUAUUCCACAUCUAAGGAAACGUCGUGCAGUUCUUUGCAUUUACGUCAAACUGCCAGGUGAAGCUGUGUAUAAAGCUGUUUAUCUUAAUCAUCUCACUGUUCAAGAUCUUAUCGCAAAACUUACUGAUAAACUCUCGGAGAAAAUUGAUCUUCAAGGUCAACCGAUCACGAAUGUAAUUAGGUGCACUAAACGUAAUCUUACCGUCCGUAUUGAUGAUGAUUCUAUUCACCAAAUUGAGGAUGAAACGGACAUGGAAGUUGAAUUUCAGAUCGGACAAGAUGGAAACGUACAGUUAACAUUGAAAUAUUAA